AAAUUGGAUUGAGAGUGACAGAAGAAAAGAGAAGCCAUGGACUUGGGAGAUGAAACCGACAUCUCUCAACCCUACACCCAAGAGGACGGCGACCCCCACCUCGUCGGCUUCAUCAACGCCAACAUCGUCGGCCUCCGCUACUACUCCGGCACCGUCAACGGCCGCGAAAUGGUCGCCCUCCUCCGCGAACCCCUCAACCCUCACGACCCCAACGCCAUCAAAGUCCUCAACACCCGCUCCAUCCAGGUCGGUCACAUCGAUCGCACCGUAGCCGCCGCGCUUUCCCCUCUCAUCGACUCUGAACUCAUCACCGUCGAGGCCAUUGUCCCCAACCGCCGCUCCAAGACCAACAGCUUCCGCCUCCUCUGCCAAAUCCACAUCUUCGCCCCUCUCCCUUCGUUCCCCACUGUCAUUGAGCUCAUCUCCGAGAGAGGCCUACACCUCAUAACCCAAAACGACGCCUCCUUUACGUUAUCGGAGUCCGUUGCCGUUAAAGAAACCCGCGCUGAUUCGAGGUUCAAGACUGUGGACGAGAUUUUCAGGCUUGUUGAUGAGAGCUUGACGGUCAAGGAGCGUGUGUCUCACGCGCUUGAGCCUCCCGAGAGCAUUGUGAGGUCGAAGCUGAUGGAGCACCAGAAGGAAGGGGUGUGGUGGCUACUCAACAGAGAGAAAAGCGAGGAGCUUCCACCGUUUUGGGAGGUGGGAGAAGGGGGCGAGUUUGUCAACGUGUUGACCAAUUACAGCACGUGCGUUAAGCCAGAGCCUUUGAGGGGAGGGAUCCUGGCCGAUGCAAUGGGGCUCGGGAAGACUCUCACUUUGCUCUCUCUUAUUGCCCUUGACAAGGUUUCCGGUCAGAGGAAGGGAAAGAAGAGAAGAAAGAUUGAGAUUGGGGAGAGCAGUGCAACGCUUGUAGUGUGCCCUCCCUCUGUGUUUUCGACAUGGAUUUCGCAAUUGGAAGAACACACUGUGCCUGGUUCACUCAGGACUUGCAUGUAUUAUGGUGACAAGCGGGCUAAGAAUGCUGAGGACCUCAUGGAUUAUGAUUUGGUGCUCACUACUUACUCUACACUCUCCGUGGAGGAGGAUGACCCCAACUCGCCGGUGAAGAAAGUGGUGUGGAGGAGGAUCAUAUUGGAUGAGGCUCACACUAUCAAGAAUUCAAAUGCCCGGCAGAGCAAGAUGGUUAUUAGUCUCAAUGCCAAGAGGAGGUGGGCUGUCACCGGCACACCUAUUCAGAAUGGUUCCUUGGACUUGUUUUCCCUCAUGGCUUUCCUGCAUUUUGAGCCCUUCUCCAUAAAGAGCUAUUGGCGCAGCCUUGUGCAACGGCCUCUUAAUCAGGGCCUUCAGAGCGGCCUCUCACGCCUCCAGGUUUUGAUGGCGGCAAUUUCGUUAAGAAGAACAAAAGAUAAUGGAUUGUUAGGGGUGCCACCAAAAACUAUUGAGACUCAAUAUGUUGAACUUAAUUCAGAAGAACGUGAAUUGUAUGAUCGGAUGAAAGAGGAAGCGAUGCUUUUAAUGAGGAGUUUUACCAAUGGAACUAACAAUUUUCCUGUUGUACUAAGUAUGCUUUUGCGUCUUCGCCAAAUCUGUACUGAUUCAGCAUUGUGCCCCAGUGAUCUCGCAACGACAUUCCGUUCAACUAAUCUUGAAGAUGUUUCCAAUAACCCAGAGUUGUUGCAAAAGUUAGUUGAGAUGUUGCAAGAAUGUGAAGAUUACGAGUGCCCAAUUUGCAUUUCUCCUUCAGCGGACAUCAUUAUCACCAGCUGUGCUCACAUCUUCUGCCGACUCUGUAUUCUGAAAUCUCUACAAUCCAGCAGAUCCCGUUGUCCUCUUUGCCGUCAAGCUCUAUCUGAAUCUGACUUGUUCUCAGCCCCAAUCGAGCCUUCUAAAGCUGAUAGUACCUCUUCAUCCUCAUCAUCGGAUAAAAAGUUAUCUUCCAAAACAUCUGCUUUGAUAAAAUUUCUCAAAGAAUCAAGAGAACAGAAGCCAACAGCAAAAUCGGUAGUGUUUUCACAAUUUCGCAAGUUGUUAUUGUUAUUGGAGGCGCCUUUGAUGGAGGCUGGUUUCAAGACUUUGCGCAUUGAUGGCUCGAUGACAGUUAAACAGAGGGCUAAUGUUAUUGAUCAAUUUCAAGACAAUAAAGAAAACGGACCGACCGUUCUGCUUGCAAGCCUUAGGGCUUCAGGUGCAGGUAUAAAUCUCACAGCCGCCACCACGGUGUAUUUCAUGGAGCCAUGGUGGAAUCCGGCUGUUGAGGAACAGGCAAUGGAUCGCAUCCAUCGUAUUGGACAGAAAGAGGCGGUGAAGAUUGUUAGAUUGGUUGUUCUGGACAGCAUUGAGGAAAAGAUACUGCUGUUGCAGGAGAAGAAGAGGGAAUUAGCAAGAGAAACAUUUAACAAGAGGGGAAGUGAUUCUGGUGGCAUGAACUAUAAAGAUCUAAGUUUCCUUAUGUCCAUAGAAUGAUGGUUCGAUUAGGACUUUCCUUGCUUUGGGAAGGGAGGAAAUUAUUUUGUUUUGCUAUUUUUGCUUCUCCUAACCUCUUACUUUGGCACCCUAGUUCCGAUACUAAUUAAACCAAAGCUAUGUUUGGUGGUGACCUACUCUUUUUGGGGAUAGAAAGUCUAUUAUACAGUUUGCUAUGACCUCGCCACUCGUAUGAUA
This is a messenger RNA of Arachis duranensis, 2661 nucleotides long. Its product is annotated as putative SWI/SNF-related matrix-associated actin-dependent regulator of chromatin subfamily A member 3-like 1. The record is from RefSeq and is a predicted model, not a curated record. The transcript is spliced from 3 exons. Gene Ontology annotation, molecular function: zinc ion binding; hydrolase activity, acting on acid anhydrides, in phosphorus-containing anhydrides; ATP binding. The coding region runs from base 37 to 2463 and encodes 808 amino acids. Lineage: Eukaryota; Viridiplantae; Streptophyta; Magnoliopsida; Fabales; Fabaceae.